Salmo salar (Atlantic salmon) is the source of this 2628-nucleotide messenger RNA. NCBI's taxonomy places the organism in Eukaryota, Metazoa, Chordata, Actinopteri, Salmoniformes, Salmonidae. The record is from RefSeq and is a predicted model, not a curated record.
AUGUAGGAUUUUUUAGGUACGUUUUACCGUCUUGCUCGAGAGACACCUUAACGCAAUUAGCCGUGGUAUUUUGGCAAUAUACCACAUACCCACAGGUACCUUAUUGAUAUUAAAAACUGGUUACCGACGUAAUUAGAACAAUAACAAUUAUUUGGUCAUAACUGUGAUGCCUACUACGGGUACGGUUGCUAGCUAUGUUAUUGUUAGCUAAAGUAAAAGUUAUAGCUAGCUAGUACAAAUAACGUUAGUGUGCAGGAGAAAAACUGACAAAAAAGCUUAAUUAGUUUCCCCAAAAAUGACCCUGAAAGACGCAAGCGAUGGAUUAUUAAUAUGAAGUGGAAAGACUGGAAUCCGCAACACCACCACCGUGUGUGCUCCAUUCACUUUGAAGACAAGUACAUUUGCCGGAUGGACAAACGUCAACGUCUCACGCCAGACGCAGUCCCGACCAUUUUUGACUUCCCAGAGAACUUUCAAAAGAAGAAGGCAUCCAUCCACCCACAGAGUAGAAGAGCCAGGAGUGAUGGGUUGCCAGAGAAGUAUACCUCUGCCCCUGCUGUUACAGUGGCUGAACCGGUCAUGACACCAAGCCCCACCAUCACAUCAGAGACAAGCAAGCUGGCUAAAGACAAUACUAAAGCUCCAGAAAAAGUUACCUCUUCAAGUUGGUAUAUCCAUGUAGAUGAAGAAAUCCAAAUGGCUGAAUCCCUCCCAGGUUUCUUCCACAGUGAUUACUGUCUACCACAUAGUAUUCGCUGGGGAUUCAAAGAUGAUGUUGCCCCGAAGGUAAGUUGUUUGCUCACUGGAAUAACCUGUAGCUUAUGCUAUAUACCAAUAGCUUAUGCUAAGAAUUUGAUAAACAAUGCACUUUAUUUUCAGGUGGCAUGUGAGAACAUGGAGUUCCAACUUCCACCCCUCAAGCACAUAAUAGAGAUCACAGAGGCGUGGGAGUGGCUGGGUAUGGACAUCAGAGGACCACUGCCCCUAACACCGAACGGACACCAGUACGUUCUGACCUUGACAGACUUCUACUCCAAAUGGGUGGAGGCCUUCCCCCUGAGAGGUUGUAGCUCUACUGAGGUAGCACAGCAUGUAGCUGAAGUCAUCUCUCACUUUGGCUUCCCUUUUGGAAUCCUUGUUCGACUAAAGAGGAAGUUUACCAGUAAGAUCAACCUUGCCUUAAACAGUCAUCUGAAGCUGAGGGGGUUCUCUCUCUUAUACCGUCAUCGGCAAGUUGGAUCACUGGAUCUGGCCACACAGACCCUGAUCAGCCGGAUGGUGUCUGAUCUUGUGAAGGACCAUCCAGACAACUGGGAUGUCUGCCUCCCUGCAAAGGUGUUCAGCCUGUGUUUCAAGGAGCACCCCAAGACCAAGCAGAGACCUUUCUCUCUGCUGUGCUGCAAAGGACCACAGCCGGUCACCACUCCUAGGGAUCUGUCUUUCAGUCCUGCAGAGCUCAGAGAGAGUUCCUUUGCAAUCCAGUCAAAUCAAGAGGGUGGACAAGACUCUGAUCCGCAAGACAUGGUUGGCAUUGAAUCUGGGAAGGAAACAGCUGGAAAGAGCACAGUUACAAGGGUCUCCUUUUUAAGAAGCAACACAGAGAGUAACAUCAACACUGACGCUAACCCCGACGGUCGCACGGACGGUAACCCCGCGGACGGUAACCCCGACGGUCGCACGGACGGUAACCCCGACGGUCGCACGGACGGUAACCCCGACGGUCGCACGGACGGUAACCCCGACGGUCGCACGGACGGUAACCCCGACGGUCGCACGGACGGUAACCCCGACGGUCGCACGGACGGUAACCCCGACACCAACAGUGAGCGAUCCUCUGAAGAACAUCAUGCCAUGGAAAACUGAAUAAUUGAUUGGAUGUGGUUUUUAUUUUAUCAUUUUGAUUAGAAACACUUGUCUUUUACGGUUGUUUGGCUGGUAUACUGGGUCAUGAUUGUUACACAGGAGGAUGAUAGUAGGAGUUUAUGAACCAACUGGAUCAAUUCAAAAUAUCAUGCAUAGAUGAUGGAAUAGUGAUAAGCUUAUCCUAAAAGCAAUUUCUUUAUUUUACACUGUAAACUUUUUUUUUUUCUUCCAGUAAAUUAAUCCAAACAUUGUAGUACAUUAUUGUAGUAUAGACAUUUUCACCUUACAUUAUUGUAGUAUAUACUGUAGAUAUUUUCACCUUACCUGAUCUUGGAAAAAUUCACUUCAAUGCUCCUCCAACUGGUAAUUAGUAGUAGGAAACGUAUCUAUCAUCCCUGAGCUCUGACUUCUCUCACAUGCUGACCUCUGACGUCACAUACUAAGGAAAUUACCUCCAUAACAGCAUUUUCGGGGGGGGGAAAUGCAUUUUCGGCAGUUAAAUGCAACAAAACAUUAUUUAUAAAAAGCAAUAUUGUUAUUGUUUUUGUUUAUGGUUGACGCAGUUUGUUGGCCAUUAGCCAAUCGGCGAGUUCAAAGCUUGUGAAUGUAUCUAACUGGUAAAUACUACCUAACGACUUCACAACUGGUAAAUACUACCAUGGUUAUGAACGCAGGAUUAUUGAAGGAAUGUUUUUUUAUGCCAUGAAUAAGAGACUGAACAAUAAAAAAAAAAAAGCAUUUGUUUAUACAAAGCUACUUACAUUA